This is a messenger RNA of Solanum lycopersicum (tomato), 1013 nucleotides long. Its product is annotated as protein BRICK 1. Gene Ontology annotation, cellular component: SCAR complex. The record is from RefSeq and is a predicted model, not a curated record. Gene Ontology annotation, biological process: cell motility; regulation of actin polymerization or depolymerization; actin filament organization. Lineage: Eukaryota; Viridiplantae; Streptophyta; Magnoliopsida; Solanales; Solanaceae. Gene Ontology annotation, molecular function: protein-containing complex binding.
UUUUUUUUAGAAAAAAACAGAUUUGCAAGUAGAGAUGCUUGCCUUUGAAGAACAAAGAAGGUAAUCACUAUCUCCUCCAUUUUCCUUUAACCUAAAACUAAUCAUUGCAGAAUUGUUUGUUCUCCUUCCGCAUCUCUCUCUCUUUCUUCUCCGUUGAUCGGAAAACAGUGACCAGAAAUGGCUCGAGCCGGAGGAAUAACAAACGCGGUGAAUGUAGGCAUAGCAGUACAAGCAGAUUGGGAAAAUCGUGAAUUCAUAUCUCACAUCUCUCUCAACGUCCGCAAACUCUUCGAUUUCCUCGUCCAAUUCGAGGCGACGACGAAGAGUAAAUUGGCGACACUGAAUGAGAAGCUUGAUACACUGGAACGUCGUUUGGAACUGCUUGAAGUCCAAGUCAGUACAGCAACUGCUAAUCCAGCUCUGUUUAAUGUUUGACAUGAUGCAAGCAUUGUACUAAUAUUCUCAAUCUGUAAGUUUAGGGAUCUCGCCAUCUCCUGCUAGUGAAAUUUUAUUUCCCUCUAGCAAUUAUGAAUGAUCUAUGUUUUCACAAGAUGCUGUUUGAAUAUUGCACCAAAGUUGGGGUGAGAGAGGGAUUUCUUGGACUCAGUAAAACAUGUUUGCAGUGAGCCAGUGACUAUUCAAGAACUCUAUCCUAUCUUUUGACCCAAGGAUUUCGGCUAUCUGAUCUCAACUCAUUUCAUAUAAUCUUCAAAGUACGGAUGUCAUCGUUAUUAUGGAAAGAUAAGCCCUUAAUAAGCCGUGAGCCGCUGCACAGUCUUUUAACGUACACGGUUACAUUUGAGGGUGAUUAAGAGUAAUUUUCUCUUAUUCCUUUUUUAUUUUAUAAAAGAAGUGAUGCUACUUAUCAGGGUUUAGGUAGAUAAAAUCUCCUGUUAUUUGAUGUCGGCCGAACCCUAAGUUUGGAUUGUGCAGCUUUUCAGUGAUGUGAGAUGUGAAGUUUCAGAUUUGUUGUGGAUUGAAUCUUAUUCUUUGAUAGGUUAAUGCUUCAGUAA